This is a messenger RNA of Saccostrea cuccullata (small rock oyster), 1248 nucleotides long. RefSeq lists its product as uncharacterized. Lineage: Eukaryota; Metazoa; Mollusca; Bivalvia; Ostreida; Ostreidae. Gene Ontology annotation, molecular function: ubiquitin protein ligase activity; protein binding; zinc ion binding. Bases 1 to 1248 code for a protein of 415 amino acids. The transcript has a single exon. The record is from RefSeq and is a predicted model, not a curated record.
AUGGCCGUCAGUAAACCCCAAUAUCCACUGGGGUCUCAUCAAGAGCAUAUUGAAAUGUGUAAAACCCAUGAUUUACCUACUGAUGUGAUAUGUGAGGACUGUAAUGAAUUCAUUUGUGGUAAGUGUGCAAAAACAGACCACAGAGAUCAUGAGUGGAAUGCUAUAUCCACGGCAGCCUCCCAAAGAAGGAGAGGUCUGCUUAAAUUUCUGACAAAGAUCAAAGAAGGGGAUCUGCCUAGGAUUGAUGAGAAGAUCGAGAAGGUUUCGAAAGAGAUCACAGAAAAUAAAGAACUGUGUGACUCUGAGAUUAAAAAACUUCAGAAACAUAUUGAUGAGAUAAUAGUCAGGCUGAACGAUAUCAGUGGGAAAAAUGAAAAGAGAUUGAGAGAUAAUUUGGAGGAAAAAAAUGAAAAAGUGAACAGUAUGAAAUCUGAGAUGGACAAAAAGAAGAAAAAAAUUCAAGAGGUAGUUAAGUUUACGGAUGACAACAAGAGUACCAUGUCGGAUUUCAGCUUGAUUGACAACCACAGAGAACUGACAAAAAUGCUGUCUGGCCUGGAUGUUGAAAUGAAGAACUGUAAACAUUCACUGAGAUACAGCACAGGAGAAAUCAGUGAGGAUGCUCUGAAGAAUAUGAUUGGAAAAACUCAGGAUUUAGAUGAUUUCAGUUUGAUUGAAACAAGCACAUUUAAAUAUGGAGAUAGCAUAAACCGUUUAUUGGAGGCAUUAUGUAAAGCCCAUUGUUACAUAGGAGACUUUAAGUCACCUUACUUUGAACAAGUGAACAAAAAAGGUGAAAUAAAACAUAGGUAUAAUAUUGCCGCUAAUGACAUGUGUGUGACUGAUACUGGUUAUGUUUAUUUCACUGAAUUUAAGAACAAGUCCAUUAGCCGUCUGUCACCAUCAGGAUCUGUCUCUACAGUCAUCAGUACAGAUCCACUGGUACCAAUAGGAAUCUGUCAGUCAGUAGACAGUGGACUACUGGUUACCUUGAUGGACAAUGUAUCAGAUCAUUACAAAUUAGAGUCACACAGCAGACGUCUGGUGAGACACAUCACAGUGACAGGUGAAGUCUUCCGUGAGUAUGAGUACCAGGAGGCCGGUCAGACCAGACUGUUUACAAGGCCAUUCAGAGUCACACAGAACAGUAACCGUGAUAUCUGUGUUGUGAACCGUACAAGUGACAAAACAGGUGAUCUAGUGAUAAUGUCUCCCUCUGGUCGUAUGAAUUCUGUCUACCGUGGAUAG